This is a messenger RNA of Arachis duranensis, 603 nucleotides long. Its product is annotated as leucine-rich repeat extensin-like protein 6. The record is from RefSeq and is a predicted model, not a curated record. NCBI's taxonomy places the organism in Eukaryota, Viridiplantae, Streptophyta, Magnoliopsida, Fabales, Fabaceae. The transcript has 2 exons. The coding region runs from base 1 to 603 and encodes 200 amino acids.
AUGGACACAGGAGUCCUAUUCUACGAGAUUGAUCCACCGUACAUCCACGAGGACCCGGUGCGCGGCGAGUAUUACAUCUACUGUGCGGUACCUCGUAUCCGUAAUUAUGUAGUUCAUGGUAGACCUUUCCAGUACCCUAUUAGGACAGCAUACUUUAAUCAUGAUGCACCCUAUGAUUUUCCUUUAUCUUGGUUACACCCCGGCGGACCUGAGAUACCUCAUCCUGAGGAGCAGAUGCCACCUCCACCUGACUAUCCGCCUCCACCUGAACCUCCUCUACCUGAUGAGCCUAUACCUGCCCAGCCUAUCCAUGAGUCACCUCCUGCACCUUUUGUCCUUGAUGAGUGGGGUGUUCCUGUGUUGCCACCCAAGCUUGAUCCUUUACCUGAGCUGAUCGAGCCUCCUGUCUUUGAUGAGCAGCAGGGACAUGAGUAUGAUCAGAUCAUGGAGGUGCCACCUCCUUCUCCCGACUCAGCUAGCCCACUUACUUUGGCUGGUCUCACAGUAUAUACGUAUAAUCAGAGAACGAUAUUCACCCUAGACUCAGAAGACUACCUAGAGCAGGAUCCUCUUCGCAGAACGAUCAUCAACGAACUACGGUAA